AUGAGCAUCUAUGAUUAUGCGACAACAGAAGCUCCUGUGGUGGACAUCUUUUGUUGGGAUGAUUGGCCGGCAUCCCAGAUCUUUCGCCAUACGACUACAGAGACUACAACUUCCACCCACCAGUCUGAGACUACGCCCAGACCAGCAGCUACUCUAACCACGCCCUUUUCGAAAGCUACGGUCAGCACCACCACAAGCCCGACGCCCACAGCUACCCCCAAUAGCUCGACUGAAGACGCCACAAGCAAUUCGUGGAUUGCUGGAGCAGUCGUUGGCCCUGUUGCAGCAUGCGCUCUGAUCGGGGCCCUGGGGUUCUGGUUGAUUCGCCGGAAGCGAACUCGAAAGCAUCUGAGCCCCCACGGGGAGAGACAUGCGGCAGAUCCAUACGCAUCUGCGACUAAACUCUCGCCAUAUAACCACUCUCCUCCGAAUGAACUUCCUGCAUACAGUGCUCAGACUGGACCCGCGGAGUUGGCAUCUCACCACUACCGGUGA
Molecule: messenger RNA, 495 nt
Organism: Penicillium brevicompactum
Lineage: Eukaryota; Fungi; Ascomycota; Eurotiomycetes; Eurotiales; Aspergillaceae
Exons: 2
Coding region: 1-495 (164 amino acids)
Source: RefSeq, a predicted model, not a curated record